CAAACCCCAUAUGCUUGCAACUGUGGUUUUCCUGGUUUAUUCAGUUAUGUUUGGAUUUACAAUUCUGAAUAUUCUUGUUUUUGGGGAAUACUUCUUACAAGCUAUUGGAAUUGAACCUACCGAAUACAAGACCAGAAUUACUGGUUUAUUAUUCUUGUAUGUAACGGCUUUGAUUCAUGGGUUGAGUGUGACCCAUGGAAUUAGAAUUCAAAACUUUUUGGGUUUGUUGAAGUUGGGGUUGGCAGUCAUUAUGGUUAUGACGGGCAUAUAUACCUCUUUCUUUCCUUAUUCAAUCACAAAGCUCGAGAACCAUUUGCAUUGGAACGAAUUCUUCCAUGUUAAGACAUCCAUAUCUACAUCCAAGUUUUCAAGUGCUGUUAUUAAAGCUACCUUUGCAUACGCAGGAUGGAACUCUGUGCAUACUGUGUCUAACGAAAUUAAAGACCCCGUGAGAACUUUUAAGAUUGCCGGUCCUUUAUCAUUAAUAAUAGUUACUAUAACUUACGUAUUUACUAAUAUUGCUUACUUGGUGGUUAUACUGGACGAUGAAAUCAGAAGUAGUGGGAAGUUAAUUGGAUCACUUCUUUUCGAAAAAGUAUUUGGUUACAGAUUCGGUAAACAGUUUUUAACAUUCGCUGCUGCAUCUUGCGCUGGUGGAAACGUCUUUGUUGUUUUAUAUACCAUAUCCAGGACCAGUCAGGAGGUUUUCAAAGAAGGUUAUCUACCAUUUUCACAAGUCAUGGCCUCAAACUGGCCAUUAGAUGCCCCAAUGCCAAGUAUAAUCCUAAGCUGCUUCUUAUCAACUGUCGUAGUGCUUGGCUCACCCGGUAAAGAUAUUUAUGGUUAUAUCGUUUCUUUAGAAGGUUAUCCAAACCAGAUAUUCAUCGGUUUAGCUACAAUAGGUAUUUUCAUUAUUAGACGAAGGUAUCCUCACGUAAAGGCUCCAAUUAGGGCAUCUUACAUCGGUACGGUAUUGGUGUUAUUAAUCAUUACCUACCUUUCGGUUUCUCCUCUUGCCACUCGCCAGAGCCCCAACCCAGAAGGUUUAGAAAAUUGGCCAAAUUUUGCAAUAGUUGCAAUUAUGUGUAUGGUGGCUUGUGUUUCAUAUUGGGCCAUCAUGUUUAGGAUAUUUCCAAAGAUAUUUGGAUAUGAGCUUAUAUCAGAAGACUUCGAACAAGAGGAUGGACUUGUGGUGAAGAAGUGGAUAAAGGUAUACCGUUAGAAAAUUCAAUUAGAUUAUUUAUUUAUUAUUCUUUAUAAAUCUAUAGACUCAC
Hyphopichia burtonii NRRL Y-1933 is the source of this 1274-nucleotide messenger RNA. RefSeq lists its product as uncharacterized. The coding region runs from base 11 to 1222 and encodes 403 amino acids. The record is from RefSeq and is a predicted model, not a curated record. NCBI's taxonomy places the organism in Eukaryota, Fungi, Ascomycota, Pichiomycetes, Serinales, Debaryomycetaceae. Gene Ontology annotation, cellular component: membrane. Gene Ontology annotation, biological process: amino acid transmembrane transport. Gene Ontology annotation, molecular function: L-amino acid transmembrane transporter activity. The transcript has a single exon.